AUGCUAUCGUCUAUUAUACAGAGAUCAAUCAAUUGCACUAUAACACUUCAAAGACUAUAUAUAUACCUUAGCUUUAUUAAGAGAGAGUCAUCAUAUACUAUGGCAAGUUUCAAGAUAUGGGUUUGCCUCGUUUUGCUUCUACUACUCGAACUAACCCCAGUGCACCAAUGUCGAUCUUUGGUCACAGAAGAGCGACUUUCCGGUUCAAGUCGUCUGAUGAAGAUUAGGAGAGAGCUUUCUGAGAUGCUAAAAGAGCUGAAUGCUAGAUUAGAGGGUGAAGGCGUGGUCCUUGGCAAUACUCUUGACUCGAAGCGGCUCAGCCCCGGUGGUCCUGACCCAAGGCAUCACUAACGAAGGAGGAGACAAAACAAUUCUGCAUGCAGUUGAUUUUGUUGGGAGAGGUUUUAAUAUUAUUACAACUUUUUGAACUUAACUGUAACGGUGUAGUGUUUAAUUUCACUGACACCGGCUUAUAAACAUUUAAGCUUAAGUCUUCAAAUUAUAAGUUGAAAGAUGUGUGACAUAAAGCAGCUUGUUUGAUCUAAUAAACAU
Molecule: messenger RNA, 552 nt
Organism: Raphanus sativus (radish)
Lineage: Eukaryota; Viridiplantae; Streptophyta; Magnoliopsida; Brassicales; Brassicaceae
Product: CLAVATA3/ESR (CLE)-related protein 3-like
Exons: 1
Coding region: 1-351 (116 amino acids)
Biological process (GO): cell-cell signaling involved in cell fate commitment
Molecular function (GO): receptor serine/threonine kinase binding
Source: RefSeq, a predicted model, not a curated record